Molecule: messenger RNA, 312 nt
Organism: Scedosporium apiospermum
Lineage: Eukaryota; Fungi; Ascomycota; Sordariomycetes; Microascales; Microascaceae
Exons: 3
Coding region: 1-312 (103 amino acids)
Source: RefSeq, a predicted model, not a curated record
AUGUCAACCCCAACCUCCUCCGCCAAAAAGAAAAAGAAGAAGUCCAACUUCGCCCGUUAUUCCUCCACCCCCGGCCAAUCCAGCCAUGCCCCUGCCAGCUUCACAGACGACAUGCGCGAUCGCCAGGCCCGCGGGAAGGAUCCCUACCGGGUGGGGAGCGAUGAGUCUGAGGGGGAAGAGGGGAUGACGAGGUUGGGCGAGAUAUCGGACAGGGAGAGCUUCAGAGUAAUCGAGCAGAGGCGGAUGGCAGCUCAGAUCCUUGCCGACCCAGAGUUACUCAUGAUGCACGCUCUUAGUAGACGGGAUAGUUAG